Molecule: messenger RNA, 2629 nt
Organism: Hibiscus syriacus
Lineage: Eukaryota; Viridiplantae; Streptophyta; Magnoliopsida; Malvales; Malvaceae
Product: LMBR1 domain-containing protein 2 homolog A-like
Cellular component (GO): membrane
Source: RefSeq, a predicted model, not a curated record
GUUUUAGUUUUUGGUCUCUCUUGGGGUUUGGGUGUUUCUUCCUCCAUUUCCCUCUUUCCAUUCAAACGCCAAACCGAUUCCAAUAUUUCCACAUCCUCAUCGCGCACUGACCAGAUCCUCUAAAAUUGGAGUUUAAAGGCAAGGAGAAAUGUGGGUAUUUUACCUGAUCUCGUUGCCUUUAACCCUAGGCAUGGUUGUUUUCACCUUGAGGUACUUCGCUGGCCCCGAUGUCCCUCGUUAUGUCCGCUUCACCGUCGGAUAUGCUUGGUUCUGUUCUCUCUCCAUCAUCAUUCUUGUGCCCGCCGAUAUUUGGACGACGAUAUCAAAGCCGGAAAAUGCUAAUGAAAAUGGAGGAAUUUCGUUCUUUUGGAGCUGGUCUUAUUGGGGUACCUUUCUCCUUACCUGGGCUGUGGUGCCCCUUAUUCAGGGUUUUGAAGAUGCUGGAGACUUCUCCGUGACUGAAAGAUUGAAGACUAGUGUGCAUGUCAACUUAGUCUUCUAUUCAGUAGUGGGUUCUAUUGGUCUUGUGGGACUUAUUCUCCUCAUCACAAUGAACAGGAACUGGAGUGGUGGUAUCCUUGGUUUAGCUAUGGCCUUGUCCAAUACAUUUGGACUAGUUACAGGAGCAUUUCUUCUUGGGUUUGGCUUGAGUGAAAUUCCAAAGACCCUUUGGAGAAAUGCAGAUUGGACCAUUCGCCAAAAAGUUCUCUCGCACAAAGUUGCCAAAAUGACUAUGAAGCUUGAUGAAGCUCAUCAGGAGCUUUCAAAUGCUAUUGUGGUUGCCCAAGCAACAUCCAAACAAAUGUCCAAGCGUGAUCCUUUGAGACCAUACAUGGAUGUCAUUGAUAAUAUGUUGGCUCAAAUGUUUAGGGAAGACCCAUCCUUUAAGCCACAAGGUGGUAAGUUGGGAGAAAAUGAUAUGGACUAUGAUUCAGAUGAGAAAUCAAUGGCAACACUUAGGCGUCAUCUUAGGCUAGCUCGAGAAGAGUAUUAUCGUUACAAAAGUGAGUAUAUGACCUAUGUCUCAGAGGCGCUUCACCUUGAAGAUACAAUAAAAAAUUACGAAUGUCGUAGUUCAACCGGAUGGAAAUAUGUAUCAAGUUUCAGACCUGGUCGCACUGGGAAGACAGGAACACUCUUAGAUACAAUAGUAUUUAUUUGGCGAUGCAUCCUAUGGAAACAACUAAAGAAGAUUUUGGCUGUUAUACUCGGCAUCAUAUCUGCAGCAAUUCUUUUAGCUGAGGCUACACUUUUACCUAGAGGAGUUGACCUGUCUCUUUUCUCUAUCCUUAUAAAUUCAGUAAAGGAGGAGGAGGUGCUUGUACAGGCCUUUGCUUUUGUACCUUUGAUGUAUAUGUGCAUCUGCACAUUUUCCUUGUUCAAGGUCGGAAUGUUAAUUUACUCAUUAACACCACGGCAGACUAGUUCAGUCAGCUUGCUCAUGAUAUGCUCGAUGGUUGCUCGAUAUGCUCCCCCAAUUUCUUACAACUUUCUCAAUCUUAUUAGCCUUCAUGGUAAAAAGACCAUAUUUGAAAAGCGAAUGGGGAACAUUGAUGAUGCCGUACCUUUCUUUGGAAAAGGGUUCAACAACAUUUAUCCACUUAUCAUGGUUGUUUACACCUUGUUAGUUGCUGGUAAUUUCUUUGAUCAUGUAGUUGGUUUCUUUGGGAACUGGAAGAGACUUAGAUUUCAAACUGAGGCAGAUGAUAUGGAUGGAUUCGAUCCCUCAGGAUUAAUUAUCCUGGAAAAGGAGCGAUCUUGGCUUGAACAAGGAUGCCAGGUUGGUGAACAAGUAAUUCCAUUGGCUAGGAAUUUCAAUGGAGCUGAUAUUGAGCAUGGCAACAAUAUUGCAGAUCGUACAUUUGUAGAAAUGAAGGCAGCAACCAUUUCAGCCACUGGUGGUGUGAAGGGAUCUCCCUCAAGGCCUACGAAAGAAGAAACCCGAAAAUAUGCCUCGAGCAGAGAGGUCAUCAGCAACAAGUAUGCUGCCAUGAGAGAACAGGGUCGAGAAAUGUCAAAUCCAAAACUGAUGGAAAAUAAAACAACCUCUGCUAGGGUCUCAGUGCUUGAAGCAAGCAACUCACAUUCUGGUAGCCAGAAGGGAGGGCCAUCCUCUGGAUUGGCCUCAACAUGGAGGUCAAUGAAAUCCGGUUUCCAAAAUUUUAAAGCAAAUAUUGAAGCCAGAAAGCUUGUCCCUCUACGCCAGAAUCAGGAAGGCAGACUCAUUCCCCCCAUCGGUUCAUCUGAUUCUGAAUCCCUGGACGAGAUAUUCCAGAGACUGAAGCGGCCGUCAGUAGACCACAGCGAUGAAAAUGAAGAGGAGGACGACAAAGAAAUCUAGAUCAAGGAUUCUACACGAUGAUGGUAAUUCAUUCAGAAAAAUGAACUUGUUGCUGUUGCGGAAACUGAUACGGAAUGUACAGAUCAAAUGGCCCCCCGAAUAUUUACAGUCGUGAGGUAGUAGUGAAGGGAACGCGUUUUUGCUGCAUUGGAGUCGGCAGCAGGAAAUUUCAGACUAAUACAAUAGGGGACAAAAAUCAUUCCCCUUGAUUAAAAGCUAUUUCUGUAAUUUGAACCGAACACAGGCAUUCAGCUUCUUAUACGUGAUAUAUAGUAUUGUGUUUCUUCA